UAUUAAAUUUGAUCUUUAAGUAGCGCCAAAGCCUAUAGGUGUUAGUUCUAGUUACUGUUUUAUUACUGUUUAUAUCUAACUACAUUCCUAAACCUUCACAUUUAAUUGGAUCCUGGGAUCAUUUCCAGAAGAGCCCGUGGAACUGAUCACAUGCUGGUCAGAGCUGACAUUCCUGCAGUGGUCACACAACAGGAGUGUGUGUGAGGCUCAUUCUGCUGUUUUCCAGCACUUUAUAAUGUGUAACACUGGUCAGAGUUGAUUAGUUUUCCUGAAAUGGAUCUCAGUUUUUGCUAAGAUUACUCAGAUUGUUGCUAAAACUCUUUGCACAACGCUGUCUGGAGAGAAAUGGCUGACAUCAGGACAUAUAAUGUGGUGGUUCUGGGAAUAGCGUUUUUACUCGUUUUUACAGCCUUCACUACCUGUGGAAAUAUAGAACAAACUGUGGUGAAAAGUCUGGAUAAUACUACUUUCAGUGGAAGUGGGUAUCACAGCCUUGGUAUAAUAUAUGGAGUUUUUUCGUUUGCUAAUUUAUUUGCGCCCUGUGUGGUCGCAGUAAUCGGACCACGGUUUACCAUGUUCCUCAGCGGAAUUCUUUACAGUGGGUACAUAGCUGUAUUUAUAGUUCCAUCAACCUGGUCCUUUUAUUUGACCUCGGUGCUGAUUGGGACAGGAGCAGCAUUGCUUUGGACGGCUCAAGGUCGCUUUCUGGUGGAGAAUUCGGAUGCUUCCACUAUUAACAGAAACACAGCAGUGUUCUGGGCCUUGUUGCAGUGCAGUAUGUUGUUUGGCAACCUUUUUGUUUAUAUAGACUGGAAAGGGAAAACUGUCAUAUCAGAUGAAGACAGAAAGAAGAUGUUUAUCGCUCUUUUGAUCACCUCUGGGCUCGGCACACUAAGUUUUCUCUUUCUGCGAAAGUCAAGUCAGGAGGAGGAAGAGGACUUUCUGCAUGAAGAGGAAGGCCAGCCCUUGCUGUCGUCCCGACUAAUAUUUAAACAGCGAGCCAGCUCUGCCAUAAAAGAGGCCAAAACAGAUUUCAAGACAAUUGUGCACCUUUUUGGCACAAAAACUGUAUUACUGUUAAGCUUCUCCAUGGCUUACAGUGGUCUGGAGCUAUCUUUUUACAGUGGUGUGUAUGGAACUUGCAUUGGUGCUACAACUAAUUUUGGAGACAGCUCCAAGGCCUUUAUAGGCAUCUCAGGCAUUGUGGUGGGAAUCGGAGAGAUCGUUGGUGGAGGGCUGUUCGGCCUUGUGUUGAAGAACAACCACUUCAGACGCACGUCAGUCGUCUUCCUCGGAAUGCUGGUGCAUUUUGUGGCCUUCUACCUGAUCUUUCUCAACAUCCCAAAUGAUGCUCCACUGGUCUUUGAAACCAGCCCACAGCACAACCCUUAUCUGUCUCCAAGUGUUCCCAUUGCCAUGCUAUGCAGUUUCCUGCUCGGGCUUGGGGACAGCUGUUUCAACACUCAGCUUUACAGCAUUCUCGGUUGUAUUUACACCGAACAAAGCAUUCCAGCCUUCGCUAUAUUCAAGUUUGUUCAGUCUGUCUUUGCAGCAGUGGCGUUUUUCUACAGUGGCUACCUGCUGCUGAGCUGGCAGCUCCUCAUCAUGGUCAUCCUGGGCUUCAUGGGCACACUGUGCUUCUUCGUGGUGGAGCGGAGGCUGAGCUCCUCAGCCGAUCUGUCAGAAUAAUAGUUCUGCUCAUUACACCAGUGUCCAGGUUCAGGAUUUGUAUUUGUAUUUCUAAUGAGUACUAACACAUUUCUGGUGUAUGAACUUUUCCCAUAGUGGGGUUGGCUGAACAUGGUGUAUUGCUUAAUAUGAGAAAUGCUACAAUCUUAUAAUAAUUUAUAUUUUAUCAUUUUUAUGGCAUGUCAUCACUUCGGCAAAAUUUAGUUGUGAUCGGUCCUAGAGAUUUCAAGGCUGAUUGGCUUUAAUUAUUAGUAUUGUUGUUGUUAUUGUUGUUAUUAUUAUUAUUAUUAUUAUUAUUAUUAUUGUUAUUUUAAAUACUAAUACAGAUACUCUGCUUGAUUAGUGACCAUUCACUUUGAUUUCAGUUCAAAUAUAUGGAAAUAUAUUGGUAAAACACUAUGUAGCCAAAUGUAUAUGGACACCCAUUCCAAAUUUAAUCCCCCUUUGCUGUUAUAAUAAGCUCCACUCUUCUGGGAAGGCUUUCCACUAGAUUUUGGGGCAUGGCUCUAGGGAUUUGUGUUCAUUCAGCUAUAAGGUCAGGGACUGAUGUUGGUUGAGGAGGUCUGAGGUGCAGUCAGUGUUUCAGUUCAACCCAGAGGUGUUCAGUGGGGUUGAGGUCAGGGCUCUGUGCAGGAAUUCUUCCACUCCAGCCUGAACACACCAUGUCUUCAUGGAUGGGAAAUUGCAAUGCUACAGCAUACAAAGACAUUCUAGACAAGUUUAGGAUGGUUCCACAUAUGGGCAUGAUGGUCAGGUGUCCACAAACUUUUGGCUAUAUAGUCUAUGUUUUCUCCUUACUGUAUGUGUAAUUGGUUUUGAGGUAAGAUACUGAGCUUGUGAGGCAUCAUCAGCAGAGAGCCAUUAUGACCAAUAUAGGAUUACAUUUAAAAUUUCAUAACUAUUUGCACAAUUAAUUAGAAAAAGGUUACAGUUAGAUACCUUGUUAUGACUUUAUUCAUCACUUCAUGAUGUCAUUCAUGUACAAUCAAGUUGAAUCCAACCAUAAAACUCUUGUGUAAGUUUGUACGAAUUUCUCAGAAGAAAAAGAGUUGAAAUGGUUUCAAGAACAUGAUCACAAUGGGUUUACUUUUAGCUACCGGUUGUGCAAAUAAACAAAUUGGGCAGUGGGUUUUAUUAAUACUGUAAUAUUAGACACUAAUUUUCUCUUUGUGAAGGAUCCAUGACAUAGAGUUUUGUGCUUUUGAUAUUUACGUGCACAAAGAUGAGCACAUUAUGUUUUCAGACAGCUGUCCCUGGCUCUCUCAGGGUUCUCAUUAUUUCCGUUUUACCUUUUCACACUGUUUUGUCAUACUUAUGCAUAUGUGACGUGUAUGAAUUAUGUAUGACCGAGAUGGCUUUUGUUGUUAUGUUUACAUAUCCAGCCAAUGUUGUACUUUUUUUAAUGGUUUUCAAAAAUUGUUCAAAUACAGCUGUUUUCUUUUGAAGAGUGCCUUAUAUCAGUAUCAGGAAUUUAUAUAUAGUGUUGUAAACCAAAGACAAAAAAAUGUAGAAUAUUGUCCUGGUGUAACAAAAUGGAUGACUGUCACUGUUUUCCAGUACCAUAUUGCCCUACAAUUCAUUAUAUAUCAAUUCAGUAUUCUAGUCUCAUCUCAUCUCAUUAUCUCUAGUCGCUUUAUCCUGUUCUACAGGGUCGCAGGCAAGCUGGAGCCUAUCCCAGCUGACUACGGGCGAAAGGCGGGGUACACCCUGGACAAGUCGCCAGGUCAUCACAGGGCUGACACAUAGACAACCAUUCACACUCACAUUCACACCUACGGUCAAUUUAGAGUCACCAGUUAACCUAACCUGCAUGUCUUUGGACUGUGGGGGAAACCGGAGCACCCGGAGGAAACCCACGUGGACACGGGGAGAACAUGCAAACUCCACACAGAAAGGCCCUCGUCGGCCACGGGGCUCGAACCCGGACCUUCUUGCUGUGAGGCGACAGCGCUAACCACUACACCACUGUGCCGCCCACGUAUUCUAGUCUAUUAACAUUUUUUUAAAUUCAUUUUAAUGUCAAUUUAUUGAUGUGUCCAGUAACUUAUUGGCUUUCUUAACAUAGUGUCAGUUUAUCCUCUCAUUAAUCUGCAGGAUUGUGACUGAGUGCAGGUGAAGAUUUUCAGUAUACUGUAUCUCAUCUCAUCAUCUGUAGCCGCUUUAUCCUGUUCUACAGGGUCGCAGGCAAGCUGGAGCCUAUCCCAGCUGACUACGGGCGAAAGGCGGGGUACACCCUGGACAAGUCGCUAGGUCAUCACAGGGCUGACACAUAGACACAGACAACCAUUCACACUCACAUUCACACCUACGCUCAAUUUAGAGUCACCAGUUAACCUAACCUG
Neoarius graeffei (lesser salmon catfish) is the source of this 4031-nucleotide messenger RNA. Its product is annotated as UNC93-like protein MFSD11. The record is from RefSeq and is a predicted model, not a curated record. The transcript is spliced from 13 exons. NCBI's taxonomy places the organism in Eukaryota, Metazoa, Chordata, Actinopteri, Siluriformes, Ariidae. The coding region runs from base 346 to 1689 and encodes 447 amino acids.